UUUAAAAUGGCGUAAACAUGUGUUCAUGAGGUUCGAACGUUUGACGUCCGCUCUUUGGGAAGAUAUUUAAAAAUUUCCGGCUUGUUAUUUUAUUGAAGUAGAUUAAAAAAUUUAAGUUUUUAUUGUGCGUGGAAUGGCCGUGUGUGGUGAAUAUAUUAAAAGUCAAUUUCCAACAAUUGACGAUGAUCUUUAUCAAUAUGUGGAAGGAAUUCUUGACAGCUCAAAAGAUGACUUCGAAGAUGAAAAUGAAGUUUAUGAAGCAAUUGGAGAAGUUUUGCAUGAAGUAGCUGAGAAGCCAGAAAUCGUGGUUAGACAAAUAUGCAAGAAAUUAUUAGAAAUGCUAAAAGGAGGGACCAAUGGAACUCAAAAUGGAUCAAGCGAAAGAAAAAAUGGUGAGAAUAAAGUUUUAAAUGCUCCGGUUCAUUUGGGAUCAAUGGCAGCAACAUUAGAAGAACAAGUUGAACAAAUAAAGAGUAUUUGGGUUACGACACGUGACGAUGGGAUGAAAGUAGAUGCAAAAAAAUUGGAAAAAGCUGAAGCUAAAUUACAACAAAAACAAGAAAAACGAACAGGCAAUGAUUCAACGGGAAUGAAAAUAAUUAAUAAUUCAGUGCCAGCCUUAGAAACAGCGAGUGCAAGUCAAAUGAUGAGUAAAAAAGAAAGUAAAAUGGAAAUGAAAGGCUCUGUAAAUAAAACACAGGAUAUUAGAAUUGAAAACUUUGACGUUGCCUAUGGCGACAGAAUUUUAUUGCAAGGCGCCGAUAUAACACUUGCCUUUGGUAGACGUUAUGGUUUUAUUGGACGUAAUGGUUUGGGAAAAACGACACUACUCAGAAUGAUAUCAUGUAAACAACUUCGAAUACCGUCGCACAUUCGUGUUUUACACGUGGAACAAGAAGUCGCUGGCGAUGAAACAUCAGCAUUGGAAUCUGUUUUAGAGAGUGAUUAUGAGCGUAGUGCAUUACUUAGUCGUGAAGCCGAAUUACAAGCGGCUAUUGAAAAAGAUGGAGGAAAAUCAGAAGUACUUGGCGAAGAAUUGGCACGUGUCUAUGAAGCAAUGCAAAUGGCCGAAGUGGAAAAAGCGCCAGCAAAAGCUAGUAUGAUUCUCACGGGUUUAGGAUUUUCCGUUGAACGACAAUCGUGGCCGACAAAAUCAUUUUCCGGUGGAUGGCGAAUGAGACUUGCUCUUGCGCGUGCACUUUUCUCUAAACCUGAUUUAUUGCUUCUCGAUGAACCAACAAAUAUGUUGGAUAUCAAGGCAAUUCUUUGGCUUGAAAAAUAUUUACAAUCCUGGCCAACAACAUUGCUCGUUGUAUCGCACGAUCGUAAUUUUCUCGACACUGUGCCGACCGAUAUUCUUUAUUUGAAGGCGCAAAAAAUUGAGGCAUAUCGCGGUAAUUAUGAACAAUUUGCAAAAACGAAAGGUGAACGAGAGAGGAAUCAGCAAAGAGAAUAUGAAGCACAACAAGCUAAAAGGGCUCACGUUCAAGAAUUCAUUGAUAGGUUUCGUUAUAAUGCCAAUCGUGCCUCAAGUGUGCAAAGUAAAAUAAAAAUGCUCGACAAAAUGCCUGAAUUGAAACCAAUGGAAAAAGAAAGUGAAGUGACUUUACGAUUUCCUGAUGUAGAACCAUUGAGUCCUCCAAUUCUUCAAUUAAAUGAAGUUUCCUUUCGCUAUCAAGAGGGUCCCGAUUUAUUUACCAAUGUUAAUCUCACAGCUAAUUUGGAAUCGAGAAUUUGUAUUGUGGGUGAGAAUGGAGCGGGAAAAACGACAUUAUUAAAAAUUAUCACAUGCGGUUUGAGUCCAACAAAAGGCUCAGUGCAUAUUCAUCGAAAUUUGAAAUUUGGUUAUUUUAGUCAACAUCACGUUGAUCAACUUGACAUGAGGAUUUGUCCUGUUGAAUUAUUACAAAAUCAUUUUCCAGGCAAACCAAUUGAAGAAUAUCGAAGAAUGUUGGGUAGUUUUGGAGUGAGUGGAGAUCUCGCUCUUCAAACAAUUAAUUCACUAUCGGGUGGGCAAAAAUCGAGAGUAGCUUUUGCAUUAAUGUGCGCCGCGAUGCCUAAUUUUUUGGUUCUCGAUGAACCGACUAAUCAUCUUGAUAUUGAAUCAAUCGAGGCUUUGGGCAAAGCCCUUAACGUCUGUCAAGCUGGUAUAAUAUUAGUUUCCCAUGAUGAAAGGCUGAUUCGCAUGGUUUGCAAGGAACUCUGGGUUUGUGGAGGUGGAUCAGUGAAAUGUAUAGAAGGUGGAUUUGAUGAAUAUCGUAAAAUUAUAGAAAAGGAAUUGGAAAUGUAGAAUUUAAUUUAGCUAUGUAAUUAAAAUGCGCUUUAAAUUGUUAAUCAAGAAAAAAAAAAAAAUUAGUAAAUUUUUCAAAAAGAUUUCAAAUUGACGAAAUCAAUUUGAUUUUAAUUAAAAACUGGAUUGAAUAUAUAAGUAUCAUAUUUACUGUUGACCACGUCUUAUUUAAUAAAAUAAAAACAUAAUUGUUAAA
Messenger RNA from Leptopilina boulardi, 2486 nucleotides. Its product is annotated as ATP-binding cassette sub-family F member 3. Gene Ontology annotation, molecular function: ATP hydrolysis activity; ATP binding. NCBI's taxonomy places the organism in Eukaryota, Metazoa, Arthropoda, Insecta, Hymenoptera, Figitidae. Bases 134 to 2290 code for a protein of 718 amino acids. The transcript is spliced from 9 exons. The record is from RefSeq and is a predicted model, not a curated record.